Molecule: messenger RNA, 4464 nt
Organism: Diuraphis noxia (Russian wheat aphid)
Lineage: Eukaryota; Metazoa; Arthropoda; Insecta; Hemiptera; Aphididae
Source: RefSeq, a predicted model, not a curated record
AAUGCGAAAUCAGAGCUGAAGUCAACGAAGUAUCGACGACAACGACAAGGAGGAAAUUUACGAGACAUUAGAGAAUAUGGUAUUACGCCCGUGUGAAGAAUACGGUAGUUACACGAUGGACAACUACCCGCAAAACGGCGGCGGUGGCCAUCAUUUUUACGAGAGCAUCAAAACCGAAAUGGAAAGUUUUCGGUUGCGUGGCAUGGACGGAGAUUUUCCGGCAUCGGUGGCUGCGGUGUCCGACACACUGCUCAGUGACGACACUAGCUCGAUAGCGUCAAAGAAACGAAUAGACAGCAUGUUCAAGACGACCGCUUCGGUUGCGGGUGACACAAAGCGAACGUACGGCCACCAUGCCGGCCRUCAGACCAAAUCGUUGGCCGAUGACAACAACCACUACGGCGGCAGUGCAGGCGGUGGCUAUUUCAAUUACAGUUAUACCGCCGGCACCAACGAUAGAAACAAUAACGGCCACAAUAACAACAAGAAUACGGUACAAGAGAAAAUCGAAAAAAUGUUUGCGGAAAUCAGUUCUUCGGAACUUGAUACGGACGUGUCGAUGGACUCCUCAGCGGUGGGAGCGGAAACAACUAGUAGCAACAAAUUCCACGUGCAGUACAUAGGGUGUGCGGGGCUGUCGGGCAAGAUAUCCUCGUUGGAGGGUCUUCAGAAGCCCGUCCGAGACAUGUACUUCGGUUAUAGGGAAAACCAACACCAUUACCGCGGCGGCGAUAUCUCGCACUGUGGUUAUUACCGCAACGAUAACGACAACGAGAUCCGGACCGACGCGCGGCGCGAUUUCUCCGGGCUCUUGGAGAUAUCGGCAGCCGGUCUAACCAUCCGGUAUAGAAACGAGCUGGGUGAAACGGAGCAGCGGACAAACGCAUUCCCGUCGAUCGCCGUUUGGGCAGCGCUGAAAUACGUGUGCCGUCGCCGAUCGCCGACUCCGAAUCGGAGAAUCGUCGGAGAAGCCGCCACCACUAUCKUCGGUUACGAGUACGCUUUCCUGCCGCUGAUCGCCGAUCCGGAUGGUUCAGACAAGGCGCCGUUGUUCCGGGACAUGGACGCGGGUGACAGGGCCCGGCUGGACGCAGCAGGUGACCACGCUCCUGUCUUCGCAGUAGUCACGCGCGCGGCCGGAAAGCGGCUAGAAUGUCACGGGUUUGCAUGCGAGACAGAAAACGACGCGUUGCUCAUGGCGGCCAACCUAUACGGUGCCCUUGUAACAGCUAUGUCUUCGGCCACUGCGGYGGCAGACGAAGGUACACCGACGGCUGGCGAGGUGGGCGAACGACGAGCAGCGCCCUCGGUCAGGCGGGUCAUUCGACAGCGGAACGGAUUCACGAGCAUGAGCAGCACGGCCGGUUCGAGUGUAGCAGGUGGCGGCUUAGGCGAGGAGGCACCCGCGCUGCCACCACCUCGUCCACCACGCAGGAACAAAAAGUCCAUAUUAUCAUCCGCUAGCGCUGUGWCGUCAGCCGGCGAUGAUGGUGAAUGCGUUCCGUCGGCAAUGACGUCAAUGAAAACAGACGACUGUAGCGUUGGUGACGUGUGCAGCGGCGCUAAAACGUUCCGGUUGACCGUCAAACAGCCGCCAUCGCUCCAGCGUGGUGUGUGUAACAGUAGCAGCGCUGUGGACUCUGCGGAAGUGACUGGCAUGCAAUCUCGUAGCACUAGAAAGCAACGUUUGGACCGCGGUGGUGACAUACUCACCAAAGUGGCCAUACCCAGGAGCAGGAGUUUUCUAAACUCCAACGGGUUGGCAUCCACUAAAUACUCGAGGCGGGCGGCGGGUUGCGGUAUCGAGACAGCUGCGGCAGACAGGCGCCGCCGUCGGAGCAAUGGUAGCAGUGUUAUGGGCUUCUCGGACAUGUUCAACGAACUACGCGCGCAAGAGGGCCUGAACAACAUGGACGACAUACUGAACGCCAUCAUCAACGUGGAGGGCAUGUCAUACAACGACCUGAAGCCCAUUUACAAGGAGUUUCUUAUGAAAUUGGCGCUGACGCUUACCAAAGACGAGCUGUACCAGCGUACCAAGGCGAUAAUGACAGAACAGAAACGCAAGCGGAACAAGCGGCGUCCAGUGGUCACUACUCAGGCGGCGAGUCGAGGGCGUCGUUUCAAUGAAAAGCUCCGCGAUACGUUCAACUUGCGGGCGGCCAAGUCGAGAAUCGGUGCCGUGUUAUUGCCGGAUUUUUGCAAGCGCAAAAACCGGAACAGAGCAUCCCGGAAACAACAACUACUGCAGCAACAGCAACAGCAACAACAACGGCGUCGUCGAUGUUCGUGUUUGGUGAUCGCAGGAUCGUCCGCCGAUGCUCGACCACCAAACCGGAAACCGGAACGGAAGUUUCAACGGCGGAUCGCUGCGAGCAAACGUUCGGCGGUCACAUCGACAAGCAAAGGCCGCCGGACGUCAGCCACGUCGUCGUCGCCUAUCUGUAGCACUUCCGACGACAGUGACUUUUUCGCGGCCGCAGUGAUGCGGCAACGGCAACAUCAACAACUCCAACAACAACUGCUGCAGCAACUGCCGCAGCUUUAUAAGAAGACGUCAAAAAAGCGCAGCGAUGGCGGACGAGGAACGACUACAACGUCUGAGGCUGGAUGUCUGCACCGGGCGUCCAGCGGUUACUUUAGCUGUUCGGAGUGUAGCGCAGGCGGUGCAGCUGACGACGACGGUUGUAGUUGCUUUGGUGACGGUGCAGCGGAACCGACUACGUCGCUGGUAUCGUGCAGCUGCGACUCGGACAGCUGUGCAGAGAGUAACAAGUGUUACUGCGGCCGGCCACGGCGCCCACGAAAUAUUUUUGACGAGCUCAAGAGUCGGGGGUUCGCGGCGUCCGAGUCGAGCGUGUCGAGGGCUGAUUCGCCGGGAACUGCAUGGAAGAAGAAUGAGCUACUCAUGCUGCUACAGCAACGACAAGAUGGCGGUCCUCGUAUUGGAGGCGAAUCAUCGCGGGCUACUACUAGCGGAGGCAGGUGCGGUAUCGAACCAUCCAAAAGCAUCGAGUAUCUACAGAUGACGCACCGGCCGUGUGACGCUGGUGCUAACUCUACCGCGGUGGCGGGUUCGUCGUCUUCUCCGUCGUCGUCCUUGUCCGCGGCCACCGUGUACUCGUCGUCGUCCGCGGUACACCAACGUAGGCCACAACCACCCUGCGGUCCCAAACACCACCACCGYCGUUCUGGUUCAAGCGGUUCGGACAACUUUCGUGCUAUCGAUUACGCGUUAUUUGCGGCCACCGCUGACGGUACUGCGGGUCCACGAAAGACACGCGGCUUUGGCGGUAGCAGACAAAAUCACCACCGUUUGGAUGGCUCUAUGGCCGCCUCGUCAUCGUCUGUCAUGAUGGACAGGCGGUCGUAUAGUUCCGAAGCAGUGCACAUGGCCGGCUGUCGGAUACAGUACAGCGGACACACACGACAGCCUGCACUAUCGCAGCAGAAUAAGCGGACAGCCAGGCGACAUUCUGUCCACGACGGMAGCGGCGAUGACGUCCUGUCAACUUUUUUUAAAUCGGGAAUUGAAAAUUCGUUGGGCUACUAUCCUUGACGAAGCGCACUGCCGCGUUAAAGUGGCGCGGCACACAUUCGUAUUCGUAAGGUGUGGAGUGGAGGAGGGAGGUCGUUGACAUUUUUUAACAAAUAAAAAUCAACCAAGUCUGCUCAAUUAUACUUAAACUAUAAAGCAUACAUUAUUAAUUAUAUAAAAGCAAUUUAUUACUACUAAUGUAGCGCAAGCAAACCGAUUAUUUUUAACGUGCAUUUUUUCAUCUUUAUUGGUUUUAUAAAUUUAUAAAAUAAAUUUCAUUGAGUAAGAAAAGUUUAAUUAAAUCUAUAACACUACCCUGUGCAUAUUUAUUUAACAGUUACGCGUAAAUUGUUUUUUUUUGAUAUAUUAUGCUUUAAGCAUUAAGUUUUGUUAAGCAUGUUGUCUCGUAGAUUACAAUAUCGUUCUAUAAUCAUAUAACGAAGAAAUCACAWUAACUGAAUAAUAUUCCGUUCAAUAUAUUAUGUCGAGUUUACCAGCAUAUUGUGUUGGUUGUCGUCGUGAAUUCGUGAAUUCGUGAUAACCGAUAWAAGUACAUAUUUUCUAUAUAUCAUCAUUAUCAUCUCAUUAGUCAUUAUUAAAUAUUCCAUCGGUCAAUAUUUACUAUUUAGCAAACAUUCACCGCCCAUUUCGAUAGGCUUGUCAUUAGUUGUCACCACUAUUAAGAUGAGGUUUUGAUGCUUCAUUGUUAUCAUCAUCAAUCAUCAUUAUUAUAUAUAUUUAUUAUUAUUAAAUUAUUGUAUUGUUAUAUUAUAUUUGUUUCUCCGAGUUUAAAUGAACGUUAGCACGUGAUCACGAGUUAAUUCAGUUUGUUCUCUAACAGCUAGAGUUGGUCAAAUUUUUAUCAAAAUAAUUAUUGUUUUUUUUUCUUUUAUCAGAAUAUCUAACUCCUUGUAUUUUAAAAUUAU